UGCGCUUGAGCAUAACAAAGAAUUAUGGGGAAAUGAAAUGUUAUUUGAAGCUUAUUUAAAUCUAAAAUUUUCAUCCAAUGAAUUUCAGUUCGAAUUUUGAAUAUCCUAUAUGUUUUAGUGACACUAUGGCGGAUGCACUUAGUCGUCAGUCCUCAUACCAAAAUUUGUUUUGCGAGACUUGUUCAUCAUUUGGUGAUGAUGUCGAAUAUAUAAAAAUCUUUGAGAUAUUUUGAGGGAUAAAAAAUUAGCUUGUCCUAUCUCGUUCUUUAUGCUACUUUUCUGGAACCGGCCGAAAAUAUUCCUUCCGAAUAUUAUAGGAUAGACGAAAAGAGGAAAAAAGGUAGCGCACAGACACUCCGGUAGCAGAGUUACGCAUUUUGCAUGAUUAUAUCACUCUUAAACUUGUACUGCUCGUUUCCGGUUUCUUACCUGCAGUUUCUUUCAUUGAGAUUUGUGAUAAAUUUAUUGAUUAUGAUAGAAUUCUAAAUGAAUAUGAGACAUUAUCAUAUGACGAAAAAAAUCAGUAUUUACCACAACUAUGUACAUUGCUGAGUCAUGUACCAUGUAAUCAUGAUCAUAUUUCUAAGUUGAAACAAAUUGUGGAAGAUGAUAUGAGAGUUUUAAUUAAUGAUGUUACACAAAUAGCAAAUAUCUUUAAAUCCGUUCGUUCUAUUCCGCACGUAGCAAAAGAGCUGAAGAAAAUUGUGGAAGAACACAUUCAUCAUGAAGGAAUAGAAGCAAUCGAACGAUUCGCAGUCACGAGCAUCAAUGAUCCAAAACUUUAUGUUGAAACAAUUCUCGCGGUUCAUGGAAAAUUUUCACCAACUGUCAGUACUGAACAAGUCUUUAUGUCUGCUUUGGAUCAGGUAGAAGAUAAAGAUAUUUUUGAAAAAUGUUACACUAAAUUGUUAGCUAGACGUCUUAUCGGAGAAUUAUCAAUAUCAGAUACUUUGGAAGAAUCAAUGAUUUCAAAGUUGAAAGUAGUAUGUGGCGCGCAAUACACGUUCAAGUUAGAGCAUAUGCUUUCAGAUAUUAGCAUUAGCAAAGAUUUAACUAAAAAAUUUCGAAACCGUGAAAGAAAUAUCAAUGAUAAAAGUGAUUUCUCUGUUAUGGUACUGUCUGCAAAUUUAUGGUCACUCGCAACCCCGAAUUCAUUUAAUCUUCCGUCAGAACUAACACCGCUAUAUAACAGCUUUACUCAGUUUUAUCAUGAACAACACACCGGACGGAAAUUAACCUGGCUACAUCAAUAUUCAAAAGCUGAAUUAGACACAUUUUAUUUGAAACAGAACUUUAUCUUUCAAGUUUCAAUGUAUCAAUUGGCGGUGCUGUUGUUAUUUAAUAAAGCCGAGGAAUAUACAGUUGAAAAUCUCGUUGAUGAAACCUUAAUAAAAGAGGAACUAUUGCUGCAAGUGUUAUGUAGUUUACUCAAACAAAAAAUUAUCACAUGUACAAAUCUCGGCGGUGAUAACAUGAAUAGUGAUGAACUGACGGAAAAGGAUCUCAAAAAUGAAUAUACUUUACACUUAGCUUUGGACUAUAAAAAGUAUGGAAGUUACGCUUGGCGUAAAAUUAAUCUGAGAAGGAAAUUGAAAGUGGAACAGAAAAAUAAUGAAGAUUUAAAUCAUAGUAUUGAUGAAGACCGUAGAAUGGUUAUUCAAACAGCUAUUGUAAGAACAAUGAAAGAAGAUAAAACAUUGAAGCAUCAAGAAUUGCUAAACAAAGUUGUGCAACAGUUAUCGUCUAGAUUUAAACCAAACGUUGUAAUUAUCGAGGUGAGUCGAGUUCGAAUUGUCAAUCGGCUAUGAAGAAUUCAGCUAUGUCUUAGAAAGGCUUUUUUGAAAAGUUCACAGGUAAGAAAAGAAGGCGGCAGGCUAAUUCUUCUUAUUUCACAAGCCGUGAGCCGUUCACAAAUCCUUUCUUUGUUGCAUCUCUUACGCACACUUCUCAUUUAGAAUAUGACUUAAACCAAAAUCAAUCUGACCAUCCUCUUCGUUUAUUAAGCGCCCUUGCAAGCGAACCGCCCACUAUACAUUUAAAAAAAGGUGUAGUUUCUGUAACGUCUAGAAAAUGAAACUCCUUCUUUUAAACGCUUGCCUAUCAUUAGAAAACUCUUUCAACACAAUAUAAAACGUAGAGCCACUACCGAUAAAACUUAGACAAAAUCCGCUUUUGAAAUAAUACCAAAACAUCGCCGAAACAAGAAAAAUCUCAUUUGUGAGUUAUUAGACAAGUCGCGUAAAAUUAAUAGCUGCACUCUUCCAUUCCAAACGACAGAGUAAUGGAAGAAUUUGACAAAAUAAAGAGCGUCAACUUGAUUCUCAAUAUUUAAUAGAAGAAUACAAACGAUAAAUGACUAGAAAGCCUCAUUUUUUCUUUCUUUUAGGAACACAUCGAUAUUUUGAUUGAAAAAGACUAUUUGAAACGAGCUGCAGAUGAAAAUGACACUUAUCACUAUUUGGCUUAAAAACCGUCAAACUAUUCAAAACUGUUUUGAGCUGUGCAUCAAUGCAGCCGGCCGAUGAUAUAAUCAGGACCGUUUGAUUUUUUAUAUGGCUUGUUGCAAGCGCGUUUUUAUAGAUAUGAUCUAGCACUCAUCUUAUUUACUCAAGACACUGAAUGUCUCUUAAUUUAGUGUAGACUUUUAUACCAAAAAUUGUGUAAAAUUCAAAAGUAGGUUUAAAGAAAAAUAACCUUACUUCCUUACUGCAGGUUAUGAGAACGAAAAAAAACAAAAAAUGUCUCGUAUAUCUCCGAAUUCGAUAUGAUAGAGAAUAUAGCUGUUUAAACGAUGGUCUAACAAAAACUGCAAUCACUGUUGCAGAUGACUGUACUUUACCAGCUGACAAUUAUCUAAUAUACGAACAGCUUUAGCAAUGUUUUGGAUCAAAGUCAAAACAAACCUCUCUUUUCGUCAAAUUGGUUCGUUGUUUAGCAUUCCAGGAGAGGGUGAAUCACGCCGCAAACGUGUCGCCGACGCUUUCGAUUCCAUUCGUAUGUGUUCAUGUACACAUAUGACUCAGAUAUCUCGUUAAACAAUGUGAUGUUUGGUGGUUCCAGUCAUAAUCAUUGUGUUGUUUGUCUCGAAAAAUAUUUUAAAAAUCGGUUUUCCAGGAGAUCUCUGGAGAACCGAGCCAUAACUCUGAAAUUCGCCGGAUAAAUCUAUGCUUUGGACUUCUUUUCCAAACAAUAUUUUUGACUGUCUGUCUUCCUUUUUAAGGUUCUUUCCAUUAAACAUGGGAUAAAGAUUCUACACGCUAUGAAUCUGCACUUGUACAAUAAAACUUAGAUAAAGAACUACUAUCAUUUAUUCGUAAACCAACAACAUUUAUUGGGCAUAGGUUUCUUCAUGACAGUCAUAGACUACUGUAGUAGAUGCGCACUGUUCCAUUGUCUAUUGUUUAUGUUGGAAGUUUGGGUGGUACUAUAAUCAACGCUUUUGCCAGACAUAUGGUUCUGAUAGGAAAGAAAUGUACGAGCUUGCAGAGCAGAAUGAAUAAAUAUGAUCCAACUGGCUUUUUGGACCGAUGCUCAGACAACAUCAACUACCUGCAUGGACGGAAUUCUUAGUUUUGAUAAAUUAUCUAAGAAAGAAGACUUUUCUCAUCUCCAUAAUCAGUUAAGAAAACUUGGUUUAACCAUAUGCCUAACUGAAGCUAAGAAGGAUCUAUCUUUUUCUCUUACUCCCUCUAAUACUGCUGUGCGCUUAUGCUGAGAAUUACAUAGGUUUUUUGCUCUACUUUGAAAAACUUGAAAACAGCAGUAGAUACAUAGAAAGAAAUUUUGGAUUCCCGAAGGUCUUUCGUACAAUUGGUAUAAGUUUUAUUCUUUCAGAAUAUAACGGAUAAAAGUUCCCUUAAAGCAUUCGAAACUAGACCUAUCGUAAAAUGCACAAGCCAUUUUCGAACAACUUAGCCAGAGUUAAGUUUCUUUUUGAACUAAAGAUAAACCAUUUUUGUAUGUAUUAAAUCGUCAGCGGUAGUGCGAUUUCUUUUACGUUCUUUCUUAAGCCCCCCCCCCUCAGAAAUUAUCUCCGACACCGUGCAUCCGAUCUUGACGAAACUUUCCAUAAAUGUUCGGCACAAUGAGUUACGGG
This is a messenger RNA of Didymodactylos carnosus, 4096 nucleotides long. NCBI's taxonomy places the organism in Eukaryota, Metazoa, Rotifera, Eurotatoria, Philodinida, Philodinidae. The record is from the annotation of a GenBank genome assembly.